CGCUCCUAGUGACGUGACGUUGCAUGCGCAUAGUGACAGAACAAGGUCUAGCCCCACCCCUCUUUCCUGAACAGUUUGUCAACAGAGCAUGCAAGUGCAAGUGAGAAGAAGGUACGAAAGUUGAAAGUAUGGCUCAAAAAUAUACCCCUCAUCAAGAGCUAAGCGAAAUUUGCACUGAGCUAUGGAAGCUGGAUGAAAAUAGGCUCACACCAGGAAAAGAUUACAGCAUUAAUCUACAAGGAGGGACCAAGAGUUACUGGCGUGAUGACAAAGCAAAGGAGCCAUUGUUUACGAGUGUGAAUGACGACGUCUUGAGAAAGCCGACCUUCAGUAGGUUCAUUGCUCUGUUGGACAACUAUGAGACGAGUACUGGAUUGAGCGAGACAGUCACACAGGAGGAGGUCAAGGAGAACCAGCUAUUCAUUGACAGUAUCUGUGAGACUAAGGUUAUGAAACGAGCUCAUGAGUAUCUGGUCUCUAAAAGAAAGUCUGAGCGAGACAUUUGGAAGUUCAAGCAUCAGCUCUACAACCUUUGGUUCAAAUUGUACCGUCGUACAAGAGGCAGCCGAGCUCUGGAUUCGUCCGGUUUUGAGCACGUUUUUGUGGGAGAGACUCGAGACAAAGGUGACGUUAUAGGCUUCCAUAACUGGAUUCAGUUCUAUCUCCAGGAGAAAGCUGGAAAUGUGGACUAUCAAGGUUACAUCCUUGGGAAGAGGCCUGAGCUACGUGAAAGUUCACAUCUUAUCACUAUCAAGUUCAAAUGGAACAGAGAGGUGAAACCGAUGGGAUCUACAUUUGUUGGUACUAGCCCUGAGUUUGAGGUGGCCCUCUACACCAUCUGCUUCCUCUGUGCACCAGAAACCACCACUGACAUCCAGAUAGAAGACUAUGAGGUGGUGAUUACCUGCUACAAACAUGGAGCCAACCUAGGAACCUCUUUCCCCAAAGAGGCUGCAGAUUAACGCACCACUAAUGUACGUAUAGAGACAAUGAACUGAUAGAUAUACAUGUAACAGGUAGUCUUUACCAAAAUCAAUCUCAAUGCAAUUGCAAGAAUUAUUUGCAAAAAUAUUCAAGUAACAAGAAUUUGAACUGACAAAA
Molecule: messenger RNA, 1101 nt
Organism: Halichondria panicea
Lineage: Eukaryota; Metazoa; Porifera; Demospongiae; Suberitida; Halichondriidae
Product: uridylate-specific endoribonuclease B-like
Exons: 6
Coding region: 129-962 (277 amino acids)
Molecular function (GO): RNA endonuclease activity
Source: RefSeq, a predicted model, not a curated record